CCGAGAGUGAGUGAAUGGAGGCGAUAGGGGAGGCGGCCUGAGAGGGGGGAAUUAAACUGAUCUUCCUGCGGAUUCGACAUCUGCUUAUUUUAAAAUAAACACAAUAAGAUGGUGGACUCUCAGUAUGUCUUGCCCAAUGACAUUGGCAUCUCGCUGCUGGACUGCCAGGAUGCCUUCCGGCUCCUCUCGAAGGAGGAGAAGAUGUAUGCUCACUAUAUCUCACGGGCCUCCUGGUACGGGGGCCUGGUGGUACUGCUGCAGACCUCCCCAGAGUCCCCCGCCAUCUAUGUUCUGCUACAGAAGCUGUUUAGAGCUCAGCCCCUCUCUGAGCUACAGAAAACUGCCACAACCAUUGGCAUGACCUCCGAGGAGUACCAGGCAUUCCUUGUUUAUGCGGCAGGUCUUUAUUCCAACAUGGGUAACUACAAGUCCUUUGGAGACACCAAGUUUGUACCUAACUUACCUCAGGAGAAGUUGAAAGCCCUGGUGUGGCAGAGCGCAGCCUAUAAACAGAAGCCGGAAGAGAUUGAGAGCCUGUGGAAGGUGUGCGGUCAGCUCAUGUACUCUCUGGAUGACAGGCAGAAACAAUUGGGCCUCGGAUCGAAGGGCAUCACCACCUACUUCUCGGGUAACUGUGAGCUGAAGGACGCGGAAUUGGCGCAGAAGUUCCUGGAUUCAAAGGGUAUCAGUGCCUAUAAUACUCGUCUGUUUAAAACGAAGGGAGCUGAAGGCAAAUGGCUGUAUGAGAUCAGGCUUGCCUCUGUGAUUAAUGAUGGUGCAUCAUCAGAAGGCGAACCUGACAACAAAUGUGGUGUUUAUGAGUUUGACGGAGUGACAUUCCAAGUGGUCCGAGGCGAUUACUCCCCACUGUUGAAGAAAGUAGUGGAGAAUCUGGAGAAAGCCAAGAGCCACGCAGCCUCUCCCAACGUGGUGGCGAUGCUGGAGCAGUAUGUCCAGAGUUUCAAGACUGGCUCCAUCGAAGCUCACAAGGAGGGUUCCAAGCACUGGAUCAAAGACGCGGGUCCCAUCGUGGAGAGCUACAUUGGGUUCAUUGAAAGUUAUCGUGACCCAUACGGAUCCCGAGGAGAGUUUGAAGGUUUCGUAGCGGUAGUGAACAAGGACAUGAGUGCCAAGUUUGCCCAGCUGGUGGAAUCAGCGGAACGUCUGCUCCCAGAGCUCCCCUGGCCCAAGGAAUUUGAGAAGGAUCGUUUCCUGAAACCGGACUUCACGUCGCUCGAUGUGCUGACGUUCGCAGGCAGUGGUAUUCCCGCUGGCAUUAACAUCCCAAACUAUGAUGAUAUUCGGCAGACGGUGGGAUUUAAAAAUGUUUCACUUGGUAACGUUUUGGCGGUGGCCUACUCAACACAGAAGGAGAAGCUGACUUUCCUGGAGGAGGAGGAUAAGGAUUUGUACAUUAAAUGGAGGAGUCCGUCCUUCGAGGUUCAGGUCGGCCUACACGAGCUCCUGGGUCACGGUAGCGGGAAGCUCUUCGUUCAGGACGAACAGGGAAAGUUCAACUUCGAUUCGAGCGUGGUGAAUCCUGAGACAGGAGAGAUGGUUAAAAGCUGGUAUAACCAUGGUGAGACCUGGGACAGCAAAUUCUCCACUGUGGCUUCCAGCUACGAGGAAUGUCGAGCAGAGUGUGUCGGCAUGUAUCUCUGCCUUAACAGGGAGGUCUUGAAGAUAUUCGGCCACGAGGGAACAGAUGCCGAUGAUGUUAUAUAUGUGAACUGGCUGACGAUGGUGCGAGCAGGAGUCCUGGGUUUGGAGUUCUACACUCCAGAGACCCAGAAAUGGAGACAAGCGCACAUGCAGGCUCGUUUUGUUAUCCUGCGGGUCCUGCUGGAAGCUGGCCAGGGCUUCGUUUCUGUUCGACAGACCACAGGGGCAGAUGGCAGACCGGAUGCCGUCAUCGCGCUUGAUCGAAGCAAGAUCGCCACUGUGGGAAUGACCGCCAUCAAGAAUUUCCUGAGGAAGCUGCAGGUAUAUAAAACCACAGCAGAUGUGGAGUCAGGCCGGGCCUUGUACUCCAGGUACUCUGAGGUGACUGAUUCGGAACCUCAGAGAUUCCUCACCCUGCGGGAGACAGUCCUACUGAGGAAGGAAGCCAGAAAGAUGUUCGUCCAGGCCAACACCAGGAUAGAAGAUGGCGAAGUCCAGUUUCAGAACUACGAAGCCACGGCCGCUGGCCUGAUCCAGUCCUUUGUCGAGCGAUUCUCUGAGGAUGACCAGUGGCUGGAGUGGAACCUCCAGGAACUCUGUCGGAGUGACUCUCACUGCUGGAACCACGUCUAACGCCCCUUCCUGCCGCAGUGCGUUGCGAUGAACCGGUUUUUAUUUUGUAUUUUUUUGGUGUUUUUUUGGGGGGGGUGGGGGGGGUGGGGUUUGCUUCUUUUUAAUUUGGAAAGCCGGUUCAGAACUUUGAAUCCCACAGAUCAGUUUUCAGGUGAAUUUGGUGUGGACCCCUAUGAACUGAUGGAGUGGGUUAAACGGUUUUUUGGACUGCGGGGGUUCUGUAGUGUACUGAUUAACCUCCCUUUCCACCUACUCCCCUCAGUGCUGGGAAGCCUUCAGACCGUCAACCAGUUGCAGUCUUGACGUGUGACCCAUCCCAGACUGUAAGUGGAACAAGGUUAAACAGCUAGACCCUUUUUUUUUAUAUACAUAAUAAUAAUAAAAAAGAAACCACAGCUCUGGCAGCCGGCCGAGAGUGGGCAAGCUGCUCCCAGAUUUGCUUCAAAUCCCGGUCUCCCAAGGUGCAGGGGGGCUGUGCUCUGGCUGAAAGCACCACCAUGGGGGACCCCCUCCCCCACCUGACCUUUUCAUAAGACAUAGGAGCAGAAAUUAGGCCAUUCGGCCCAUCGAGUCUGCUCCGCCAUUCAAUUAGCACCUACUGUGACCCCUGGUUUCUCUGGCGUGUGGCACCUGACAGCUCCACUCGUCUCGCCGGCACAUUAGUGGAAUUGUACUGUGAUUUUAUUUCUUUCGUUUUUAAAUAAUGCUGAGGGUGGCUGUCGAAAUGACCCUGACUGAUUAAUAUUGGGAAUUGUUGAGGGGGCGGUGGUGAACGGUGAGCGGGUGUUGUGUUUGUGUUCGGGGAUGAGGGUGGUGUGAUCUCCUGGUUGAGAUUGGUCUCUGUUUCUCUAGCUCCUACCAGGAAUAAAAAGUGUCCUUCUCUGA
Carcharodon carcharias (great white shark) is the source of this 3180-nucleotide messenger RNA. It is a transcript of the gene dpp3, whose product is annotated as dipeptidyl-peptidase 3. The transcript is spliced from 18 exons. Gene Ontology annotation, cellular component: cytoplasm. NCBI's taxonomy places the organism in Eukaryota, Metazoa, Chordata, Chondrichthyes, Lamniformes, Lamnidae. Gene Ontology annotation, molecular function: dipeptidyl-peptidase activity; metalloexopeptidase activity. Gene Ontology annotation, biological process: proteolysis. The record is from RefSeq and is a predicted model, not a curated record. The coding region runs from base 109 to 2295 and encodes 728 amino acids.